AUGCCCAGCGUCUUCCGCGUCCAAGCCACUCUCGCUUUCCCUUUCUUCCGCCGGGAACGAUGUCUGACCCAGAAAAAGGAUCUGAAGAGCGGCACGAUCACGCCAAUCUCGUCAGCAAUGUCAAUGCGCGGAUCCAAAAUCCCCUCCAUGGUAUUCCCCAGGACAAGCUUCUCGCGCAAGUAGAAGAGUUCACCAAGGAGAAAGGUUUCGACGAAUACACGGAGACAUUCAAAAAGGGCGCAUUGCUCGCUCAGAAUCCUGGUGCAUUCGAGACGCUGCCGUUGUUGGAUGAGGCGGACCGAGAGACAAUCAGGAGAGAAAAGACACACAAAUGGUCUCAGCCAAAAGACCUGUACAUGACCGUUAUCAUCUGCUCCCUCGCUGCCGCGGUGCAGGGAUGGGAUCAGACCGGUUCGAACGGUGCUAACUUGUCUUUCCCGACCGAGUUUGGUAUCCCUACAGACAACAGUGCUCCGAAUAGAGAACACAAUGAAUGGAUCGUUGGGACUAUUAACGCCGGCCCCUACAUCGCAUGCGCCCUCCUCGGAUGUUGGCUCACUGACCCACUGAACAACUACCUUGGUCGUCGAGGGACGAUUUUCUUUUGUGGGAUCUUCUGUACGGCAGCUGUCAUUGGUUCUGGUUUCACCCAGACAUGGCCUCAGCUCUUCAUAUGCCGGCUGCUUCUUGGUCUCGGGAUGGGUCCCAAGGCUAGCACGACCCCCGUCUUCGCCGCAGAGAAUACACCAGCCGCAAUUCGGGGAGGGUUAGUGAUGAGUUGGCAGAUGUGGACCGCUUUUGGUAUCUUCCUUGGUUUCUGUGCCAAUCUUAUCCUCUACCGCGUUGGGAAUAUUGCCUGGCGGCUGCAGCUCGGCAGCGCUUUCCUACCGGCGGUGCCGUUGGUUAUCGGAAUAUAUUUCUGUCCUGAGUCUCCGCGGUGGUAUAUGAAGAAAGGUCGAUACGCUGAUGCAUUCAAGUCCUUCAAACGGCUAAGGAACACCGAACUGCAAGCCGCCAGAGACUUGUACUAUGUCCACCGACAGCUCAUUGAGGAAUACGAGGUCAUCAAAGGAAGCACGUAUAUAUCCCGUGUCAUCGAGUUGUUCACCAUUCCUCGUGUUCGCCGCGCGACACUCGCAAGCUGGGUGGUCAUGAUCGCUCAGCAAAUGUGCGGUAUCAAUAUCAUCGCGUUCUAUUCCUCGACGGUGUUCGUCCGAGCAGGGUACUCCACCGGCCAGGCGAUGUGGGCUAGCUUCGGCUUCGGAUUGGUCAACUGGCUGUUCGCAUUCCCUGCUGUUUGGACCAUUGAUACCUUCGGUCGACGAAACCUCCUGUUGUUCACAUUCCCAAACAUGGCCUGGACUCUGUUUGCUGCAGGGCUUUGCUUCUUGAUCCCGGAUGGAAGCUCUGCAAAAGUACCGCUGAUCGCGCUGUUUAUCUUCAUCUUUGCUGCGUUCUAUUCGCCCGGAGAAGGACCCGUACCAUUCACAUAUUCAGCUGAGGUGUUCCCGCUUACGCAUCGUGAGAUGGGCAUGUCGUGGGCUGUUGCUACUUGUCUGGGCUGGGCGGCCGUCCUAUCCAUCACGUUCCCGCGUAUGCUUACGGCGCUAACAGAAGUAGGAUCAUUCGGGUUCUAUGCAGGGCUUAAUGUGCUCGCGCUGAUAAUGAUCUUCUUCCUGCUGCCGGAAACCAAACAAAGAACACUUGAGGAACUCGACUAUGUGUUCGCUGUGCCGACGUGGAAGCACGUCGCCUAUCAGGGAGGCACCUUCCUACCGUACUGGAUCAAGAAGUGGGUACUUGGACAGCGAAACGCCGUCCUGGAGCCGCUCUACCACUUGGAAGAGGUGGAAAGUAUUACUGUGUUUGAGAAAGGUGUGGGCCAUUAAGAUCUUAAUGUUAGCUAUGAUGUGGAUCACGAUUUCUUGAUUUUUCUUGUAACGUUUACUGCAUGUAUCAAUGGCAUGAAAUGCUUUUUUACGACUAAAUCUACAAGGUAUAUCAAAAUUUAAUGGGGGCUCACCCGAGGAUA
This is a messenger RNA of Guyanagaster necrorhizus, 2032 nucleotides long. RefSeq lists its product as uncharacterized. Lineage: Eukaryota; Fungi; Basidiomycota; Agaricomycetes; Agaricales; Physalacriaceae. Gene Ontology annotation, cellular component: membrane. The coding region runs from base 60 to 1889 and encodes 609 amino acids. Gene Ontology annotation, molecular function: transmembrane transporter activity. Gene Ontology annotation, biological process: transmembrane transport. The record is from RefSeq and is a predicted model, not a curated record. The transcript has 10 exons.